Molecule: messenger RNA, 2972 nt
Organism: Lepidothrix coronata (blue-crowned manakin)
Lineage: Eukaryota; Metazoa; Chordata; Aves; Passeriformes; Pipridae
Gene: ELMOD2
Product: ELMO domain containing 2
Exons: 8
Coding region: 49-942 (297 amino acids)
Cellular component (GO): membrane
Molecular function (GO): GTPase activator activity
Source: RefSeq, a predicted model, not a curated record
CACGGCUCCCCCGGCCCCCGCCAGGCGCGGGGCUGCCGCCCGCGCAAGAUGUGGGGGCGCCUCUGGGGGUUCCUGUACAACAAAUACUUUCGGUUCUGGCUGAAGUGGGUCCUGCGGCUGCUGACCGGGAAGUGCGAGCUGCAGCGCGUCCUGGGCGGCGCCGCGGCGGGGGCGCGGCGGACGCUGAGCGUAGAACAUUCACUGGAAUCAUCAAAGAAUAAGGUUUUAAGAAAUGCUGUACAUGUUGAAGAAGCUGAAGUGGAGAAGUGUGUCAGAGAUGUAAUGAAAGAAAAGAGAAUCGAACAGAGGGAUACAGGGUUUAAGGCAAAUCUGCAUAUAUCCUUACUGCAGAUAUCAGGUUAUAAAAAACUGUAUUUGAAUGUGGAAAACCUAAGGAAGGUCCCAUAUGAUUCAGAAAAUGAAGAACACGAGGAACAGUUAAUUGAGCUCUGGAAUUUGCUGAUGCCUCACGAGAAUCUGAAGGCCAGAAUCAGCAAGCAGUGGUGUGACAUUGGCUUCCAAGGCGAUGAUCCCAAAACAGACUUCAGAGGAAUGGGUCUGCUGGGCUUAGUGAAUCUGGUGUAUUUCAGUAAGCAUUACACCAACGAAGCUCGGCAGAUCCUUUCUCGUUCAAAUCACCCAAAGCUGGGAUAUUCCUAUGCAAUAGUUGGGAUCAAUCUGACAGAAAUGGCAUACAGCUUGCUCAAGAACGGUGCUUUGAAGUCUCAUCUGUACAACAUGGUGGCUGGAUUGCCACAGAUGGAGCACUUCCAUCAGUUUUACUGUUAUCUAGUUUAUGAGUUUGACAAGUUCUGGUUUGAAGAAGAACCAGAAAGCAUUAUGCACUUCAACCAGUACAGAGAGAAAUUCCAUGAAAAAGUUAAGGGACUUCUACUGGAUUGCAACGUGAUACUCACCUUACAAAAUACAAAGAAACCAUAACUCCUCUGCAAAAUUUGAGGUUCUGCAUCAAAAAUCAAAUGAUGCAUUUGGAUUGAAGUCUUGUGUGUUUCACCAAAAACUGUUUAACAAUAGAACUUUUUUUACAUUUAAAAAAAAAUUAGCAAAAUUCAGUUAAGAAAGCUUGUACAAUCAACCUCUGUUUACAGGUAUUUAUAUGCUAUUCUCCAAAGGGCAGCUUUUUAAGAAGGAAGUUAAACAAAAACCAGCCAACAAACCAACACAAAAACCAACCCACAAAUCUCAAGAGCCUCUGGAUCACUUGCUUUCACUUUUUUAUUUCUUGAUGCAGGAACAUGAAGCAGGUAUUUAUGCUGCAUCAUGUUUUCUAUGAAGAGGUUUCACAGUUAAUUAUCUUUUAAAAGACAGUUUAAGUUCAACUUUUCAACUUUGAACUUAAAUUCCAACUUUUUAAUGUAAUAGUUCAAGUUAAGUUUGAUUUGUAGAUGAAAUUCCCCUGGUUUUAGGCUUCUUGUGUUCUUGUUCCAUUACAUGUCAUUAUCAUUCACUAAUCAGUGUUAAAUUUCUCUGUAAUUAAGAGGUCCAUGGAGGGGACAUAUUAGUCAUUUAUAAUUUUGGAGAAGAGGCUUAAUCCAUCACCAUACUGAUGUACUUACUAGAAGUUACUUCUGGCUAAGGAAGUUUUUUAGCUGUGGAUUUGUACCAGCCACUUCCUAUGCUUGGAAGAAGUUUAGUUUGCAAAACAAACAAAAAGAACCACAAGUCAUCAGCAUGAGGAUAAGAUUCUCAGGCUAAAGCUACUCUUUCUAAAAGUAUUCCUACUGUAAAAAUUUUUGAUUCUUUAUAAUCUGACUUCAGAUGCUCCGGAUGAAUGACUUUGUAUCUGUUGUCAGCCCCUUCUUCUAGCAGGUAAUGGGGCAUUCUUAGUGGGAAGUACAAGAGACCUAGUUUAGCCCUUUUAUAAAUUUUAAAGAAAAACCUUUAUUGCAGCUGCAAUCCUUAUUUUGUGAAAUUAAAUUCACAUCUGAGUACUAGCCUCUAACAAAGAUGUGUUUUCCAUGGAAGGGUGCAACUUUGAUGUGUACCUUAACCUUACCAUCCUCUGACAAUCUAGUCAUUAGGACUUCUUGUCUAUAUUGUGACUAAUUAUUGCUUAGAGCAACUUUAAAUGGAUUUGGCAUGACCAUCAUUUCAUUUUCUAAGAACUACUACUAAAUAAGUGCCUUCUGCUUUUUUCAGUGUCUUUUAUUUUGAUUCUGUAACCAGAUCACAGCCUUAGAAACUUGAUUUAUUUGAGAAAAAUUCUUUCACGAGGUACCUAAAUAGCUCACAGUGGCACAAAAUUUGUAUGCUAAUACAAGCUUUCAUGACUUUAUUUUUUUUUAAAAUCAUCUCAGGUAAACUAGUUGUAGUCAAUGACUAGUCAUGAAGAGAUUCCUGAAGAAUACAAGCAUUGAACAUGAGAAGGAAAAAAAAAAAAAAGAGACAAAUCCCUUUUUCUAAUGAGUAUUGUUACACUACAUAAGUAUGAAAUAUAUUAUAAUAUGUGGUACUGCAUCUCUUAGAGAUCAUCAAAACCCAGCUGGACUUGGCCCUAAGCAGCCUGUUCUGAGGGACUCUGCUUUGGGCAGGAGAUUGGACUUCAUGAUCUGCAGAGGUGCCUUCCCACCUCAGCAAUUCUGUGAGUCUGUAUUGUGUAACUGAUGACUUGUUGCACUGCAUCCACCCACGUGCUCUUGAUCCCUUUAAGUGUUGGUCAUCCCUUGCUUGUGGGAAAGCUCCUGGAUCAGGGUAGACAGUACACGUGUAGGAGGAGGUAACACAGUUCUGUUUUCUUUUUAUGGUACUUUAGGUGUAGAUGAGAGUGUAACAAGUCUAACGUGUGCAGGGUGGAGAAGGGCUCAUCUCACCUGUGUUGGGUUGGAUGCUGUUCCACUUGGGGAAAAAAAAAAAAAGGAAAAGCACUGUGAAGCUGCUCAGAGGGAGAGUGUUUACGGUUGUGCCCUGGCUUGUAAACCGAGCAGUUAAACUGACCACAUUAGAUACAAAAC